AUGGCGGGGACGGCCAGGCCGCCUGCUCCGUUGCCCUCGCUCGUGCUAAGAUCGCCGCCGGAGAGCGCUCCGGCGAGACCGGCUGCAACGGCCACCAACGCCAACACCACGACCACCAACUCCACCACCAACUCCACCACCAACUCCACCACCAACUCCACCACCAACUCCACCACCAACUCCAUCACCAACUCCAUCACCAACUCCAUCACCAACUCCAUCACCAACUCCAUCACCAACUCCAUCACGCCCGCCCACAACAAGACGACGGCUGCCCAACGACCUGCAUCCACCAAAGAACCCCCCACAGCAACAAAAGAAGCGGCUUCGGCUGACCGCGUCACCAAGCGGAAGCAGUCCAAGAGUCGAAAUGGCUGCGUGACGUGCAAAGCAAAGCGCCUCAAAUGUGACGAAUCCAAGCCCACCUGCCAGCAAUGCAAACGACGAGCCGUCACCUGUGGUGGCUACCGAAAAGACUACAAAUGGCGUCCCUUUGAAGAGCCAAACGUGCCCGGCAAACCACCGACAAAGACACGCAAAGAUGAUGGCCUGCAGCUCCCCCUCCACCACCACCACCAGGCCGGACUGGCACACCACGGCCAUGGCUACCCUGCCCAGUCUCGGCACAGGGUAGCCUACCCCCCGCCGCCUUCUCCCUUUCACAACCCGCACCUCGCCCCCGUUCAACCCUCCUGCUCGCGGCCCGCCUACGCCGCGUCGGAUGCCAUGUACCCUGCCUCCCAGUCUCCGCCCCAUCGGAUGACGCCUCUGUCCAUCUCGCCCGCCGACUCGUUUGCGCCUGGUGCUCUCGGCUCACAAGGCGGCCGGUUUGGCGCCAACGUCCUGGCUGGCCAGGCGAGGCAUCCGCCGCCUUCCAGCCUCUCUUCUGGCCAGUCCCCGCUCCUCGUCGACUUGCUGAACCCGGGCACCGACCUCACCGUCCCUCCAGCCGAAUACUCUUCCUUUCUCUCCCAACACGAAGCCUUUUACCAGCCAACCGGCCUGACUCCGCCACCCGCCGUGGAAGACGACGUCGAGGAGAUUACGCGAGUCACCCGCAACGAGUCCGAGUCCUGGGUCGUCCGUCUGCCAUCACCAGCCACCUCGCACUCGUCCAGCUCGGCUUCGAGUUCGCCAGAGCUCAGGAUACCCGCACAGCCGCAAUUCGCCCUUGCCGCCCCGGAAAAUCUCACCCGACGCUUCGAUCGAGAGACGUGCGGGGUGCUGUCGGUCAAGGAUGGACCGACGGAAAACCCGUGGCGGACGCUGGUCUGGCCCCUCGCUCGGGAUUGCCCUGCGCUCUAUCAUGCCAUUGCUUCCAUGACGUCGUUUCAUCAAUCCAAGGACGUUCCCGCCCUGCGCAUCCAGGGCAUCGACCACAUGACGACGGCAAUCAAGACCCUUUCCACAAGCAUUCAGAAUAUGCGGUAUGAUGCAGCCAUCUCGACGACGCUCGUCCUUGCCUUUGCAGAAUCAUGGGAUCAGCACAUUCGCACGGGCUUUGAUCACAUCAAGGGCGCCAAGAUCAUGAUCAAUGAUGCCCUCGUAGAGCAUCGCAAAACCCCGAAGCGGGGCGAGGAGUGGGCCCGUCUCAAGUUUCUCUGCAAGACUUGGAUCUACAUGGACGUCAUUGCACGUCUGACGUCUGCAGACGACGACGCCUCCAACGAUGUCGAUGCGGUUCAGGAGAGCAUCUACGCAAGUGGGGAAAUGGACCCGGUCCUGGAUCCGUUGCAGGGCUGUGCACACACCCUGUUCCCCAUCAUCGGUCGUGUCGCCAAUCUGGUGCGAAAGGUGCGCAGGUCCAAGUCGACGAGGAAUGAGCGAGAGGUGGUGUCACAAGCCAUGCAAUUAAGGGCCCAGCUCCAAGGCUGGACUCCGCCUUCGUUUAUCGAAAACCCCGAAGACGAGACGACGAGCCCGCACGACUCCAUCAGGACGGCAACCGCGUACCAAUACGCAACGCUGCUCUAUCUGCACCAGGCCGUCCCCGAGAUGCCAUCGCAGUCGUCGAGUGUGCUGGCGAAGCGAGUGCUCUGUGAAUUGGCCGCUGUAGAGCCGCGCUCCCGGUCCAUCAUUGUCCACAUUUACCCGCUCAUGGCUGCCGGAAGCGAAGCCACGGAGCCACAUGACCGCGAGUGGGUGGUGCAGCGCUGGACCCUCAUGUCACGGCGCAUGAAGCUAGGCAUCAUUGACCGCGGCCUCGAAGUGACCAAGGAAGUCUGGGGCCGUCGCGACGCCUACGAGGCCGGACUCGUGCGCAACGACGGCUUCUCGCCGGAUGUGCCACCCAAGCGCGACCUAGACGCCUAUUUUGAAGACUUUGAGGCGCAUGCUGAUGCCGGAUGGCAGCGCGACGCGGCUUCCAAGAGGAGGGCGGUGGAUGUGGAUGAGGGUGCGCCCACUGCGUCGUCGUCGUCGUCGUCUCAUGCCGCCGGUAUGCUCGUCGGUCCGGCGAGAAGACGACUGCGCGCUGGUGCCAGUCACGAGCUGCUGCCGCCCGAGUUCACGGUCAAGGGACGAUUGCAUUGGUUGGGCGUGAUGAAGGAAUGGGAGUGGGAGAUGGGAAAUUCGCAGCUGGCCCAAUCAACACGCCAUGGACAAAUAUUCUUGCAGCAAUCUAUUCCAGUCUUCUGGCCUCGGGCUAGCAAGUUUCGGGGAACAGGUGGCGGUUUGAACAAGUCUUUGGUCUCUGGCGUGAAGAUGGCAGAUGGCUUGCUAGAUGGGGAGGAGCAGCGUUGA
Plenodomus lingam JN3 is the source of this 2742-nucleotide messenger RNA. NCBI's taxonomy places the organism in Eukaryota, Fungi, Ascomycota, Dothideomycetes, Pleosporales, Leptosphaeriaceae. The record is from RefSeq and is a predicted model, not a curated record.